Molecule: messenger RNA, 856 nt
Organism: Saccostrea cuccullata (small rock oyster)
Lineage: Eukaryota; Metazoa; Mollusca; Bivalvia; Ostreida; Ostreidae
Exons: 5
Coding region: 2-322 (106 amino acids)
Source: RefSeq, a predicted model, not a curated record
AAUGAAAAGACAAAGAUCUUCCGAGAGAAAGAGCCAGAGUGUGUCUAAGAGGCGCCGUAUAGAUGUCUCUUCAGAUGACAGUCGUCAGUGGUACGAGGUGAUGCUUGCUCUGGCAGCCAAAUCAGCUUAUGAGUUGACCCAUGCCAUCAACAAGUCUGAGGAGCGUAGGGAGUUACCCACCAUACCUCAACCUACGCACCAGAUGGAAUGGUUGGCUAGAGUGAAUUUUGAACACAGACCCAUGCGCCGCAACGUACCAGAAAACAGACGCCAUAAAGUCUCCAAGAAACAAGACUUGAAUUCCUCUUUUUACGUCUACUAAAGUGGAGGAUGAUUUUGGUAUGGGGCAAAUUGUUUGCAAGAAUCUGAAACACAUUGACUGCCACAACAUUCACAGUACCGUGCACUGACUGUAUCUGUAUUUUGUGUACCACACACUUUUCGUGGACCCAAAUGCCUGACUAUAGAUAGUGCUAUUAAAAUUACAAUCUCAAUGCUAACGCCACAGCCAUAGCACCAUGCAGUGACUGUGCUUGUAUUUAGUACAACACAUCUUUCAUGGACCUAUAUGUGCUCAGCUACAUGUAUAAAGUGUGUUUUAAAGUGCCGAUGCAUGUGCUAAGUCCUAUUUAUGCACUGCGUAUUACCAGGUGCUAUGUGUGACUUUGCAUAGACAUUGUUAAAGAAGACAUUUGCUGCAUGUUUAGCGGAUGUGAUUUACUAGUAUUUCCUUAUAUGACAAAGUUUUAUUUGCCUCUGUUCUUUUAAAGACUUACCAUUACUAUUAUAAUUUUUGAGAGCAUUUUUAUUGACUUUAUAUAACUCAUUCAUAUUUUUAAAUUAUUUGUACAUAGUA